AUGAGUUAAAUUAGAAAUCUUCAGAUAUAUUGUUCUUGUGGGAAAAAGAAUCUUUUUCAAUAGGUUUGCCUAAAUAAAUCAUGUAGAGCUACCAAUAGAGUUUAUUGUCUUAAAUGUGAUAAAAGAAAUGAACAUUUUACUUGUCAAUAUAAUGUAAAAGAUGAAGAAGGAUUAAUUCAAUUUUUUGAAGAUAUUGGAAAAAAAAUGGAGAUUUAUAUACUCAAUUUAUAAGAAAGUUUAAGAAAAAUAGUCGAAGGAUUUAAUGAAUUAACUAAAACCCUAAGAAAUAAAUGUUAAUACAAUAAAUAAAGACUUUAAGAAUUAAAUGAACAGGAUUUGAAGAAUAUAAUAGAUCAAAUCUUUUAAUUUUAAGAUGAAUUUGAGAAAGGCUUAGAAGAAGAGAUGUAAAAUUGUUCAAAAAAUAUGCUCAUUAAAUUAAAUAAUUGGAUUGAUGAAUUAAGAACAAAAAGUAAAAACUUAGGAGAAGAUAUAAUUAUUCAGAGGAAUACACUAUAUAGAGAUAAAUUAUAGGAAUAGAAAAUAUAGAGAGCUCGAACAUUGAAAUAGAAAAUAUAGAGAGCUCAAAAAUUGAAAGAGGAAAUAGAGAAAUAAAAAAGAAUUAUCAAUGAAAAAACAUAGUAAUUAUUUUUUAAAUAAGCAACCUAUUAAGAUCAAGAAAAUCAAAUAGAUGAUAGAUAUAUUGAGUACCAUCCAAGUCAUGACCCAAAUCUUAAAAGAAACAGAAUAAAAAAAGAAAAAGAAGCAUAACUUGGUCGUCCUAUUAUGGAGAUCUUAAUUGAGUUUAUACCUGACCCCACAAUAUUCAACAGAGAUCCAAACAUAACCACUAUUCAAAAUAAGUUUAAGAUCUUUAGCAUAGAACUUAACUAAAAAGCCUUUGAAAAAAAUAUUAUAACAAUAGAAAAAAUAUAGAUUCCGAAUGAUUAUACUGUAAAACAUCAAUAUUACUGGACUUGUAUAAGAACUUUGAAACCAAUCGUUUUCAGUUAAUUGAAAGAUGUUUACUUGAUGAAAAGAGCAGAUAGCUUUUAGGAUGAGGUCUAUAUUCUUAAAAUGCCUAUAGGGUAUUUAUUUUUUCUAUUCAAAGAGGAUAACCCUACAAAUCAAUGAAUGAAGCCAUGAAAGAUUGUAGAUCCCAUCUAAUUUCGAAAAGAUAUAUGCAGAAAUUUAUUGAGGAAUUAAAUGAUAAAGGUUGCAAUACUCCUCCUAUUAAAUAUUAAGAUCUCUUAAUUCUUUAAGAAGAUGAAAGUAAAUUUAUCAGUAAAUCAUUUAGAGAGCUUUUUUAUUGCAGAGAGAUUUUUUGAAGGGGAAUUCAUAGAGUUUAAUAAUAAAUAUGGAUAUAUAAACGACAACACAGAAAAAAUAAAUGCUUUGUCUUAAGUCUUUACUUACUACACAUACUUUAAGAGUGAUUUUAAUUAUUUGAUUUGUAAUGUGUAAGGAGUUGGUUAUAAUUUUACAGAUCCAUCAAUCAAUACCAUAGGAGGAGAUUUUGAUGAUAAUGAUUUUGGAGCGGAAGGUUAGAUGGGAUUUCUAAUAAAUUAUGAAUAUUAUAAAGACAAAUUUAAGGAAUAUUUGAAAAUUCUAGAUAUAUACGAAUGA
Molecule: messenger RNA, 1623 nt
Organism: Paramecium primaurelia
Lineage: Eukaryota; Ciliophora; Oligohymenophorea; Peniculida; Parameciidae
Source: the annotation of a GenBank genome assembly